AUUAUUUGACAUCUACCUGCUUACAGGGGCGUAGGUACUCGUAUCUAACAAUUUAACUUUAAAAUAAAAAGAAUUGUCCGAAAUACAGAUAAGUAUUACAUUUAUUUAAAUAGGUACAUUAGGUAGGUACAAAUUCAUGUCUACGCUUAUAACUUUAUAUAUAUAGAUUAUGUUGAAUGAUAAUUUUCGGGAAGCAUUAUAAUUUGUUAGACGGUUUUGAGUUGACAUCGCGACAUAAUAAGUAAGUAGUUGGUUAGUAUCAAUAUAGGGUCCGGGUCCGCAGCUAAACCCGUAGUUAAGUUGUAUAGGUACUGUAAAAACGGUCAACUCCGGGUUAGUGCGUUUUCACAUUAUCCGAUCUGAUAUCGGAUGUCGGACCGAUAUUCCAUAUAUUUCCGCCGCCAUCUUUGAUUUUUUCCUUUGAAAUCCAACCUACAUCCGAUAUCGGAUCGGAUAAUGUGGAAACGUUUAACUAACUUUUGGCUUAGCUAACUCUAGAUCGUGUAGUAGAUUUGCCAGGGUGCUCCAAUAUGCUCCUUUUAAUUCAAUUGAGUUUCUGUGGAGGUAUUCCGUCAAGUCAACACUAUUAACAAAAUACAAGUUAAUUGUACCUAGUUACGUAGGCAUUCUUCAAUUACUAAGUUCGUAAUUUUGUUUCCUAUGAGACAUUAUGAGUCUAAUCUGCCUUAGACGUAUUUCAAAACAAGAGUGCCUACUUAGACCUACUUAUUAACGACAAACAUCUGUCAACGCUCAUUGAGCGGCUGAUUAAAGAACCUGACUGAAUACCAUAGAUGGAACUCUUUACAAUGUUUCUCAAAGCGCCUAAUUUUUAGUCAACUAUUUACAUGUCCGAGGUUGCAAGGUUGAGUAAGCUCCACGAAUUGUUCAUUUUACCCGACGGGAUGCUUGUAUGUAUCCAUUGAAAUCGUAUCAAUUAAGGGGUGUCGCCUUGCAUCAAAUGAGGUAGUUCUAAUUUGUAUUAUAUAUUAUAAGAGAUGAAAUAGUGAUGUCAAAUCCAAGUUUUCCACCUCGAAAGCCGACGGGAUCAUAAUUAAAUUCAUGAAAAUCCAUAAAAUUUUAGGACCUUUUCUGACGUUUGUUAAAUUUUACCACCAAGAACCUUUUUAACGGCAAAAGUGGCUAUGAACAAUUUGAUGUCUACUAAAUUAUCGUUAUUAUGAAUAUAAUUUUGUCUUGGUAAGCCAUAUAUUUACUGAGAUACGGUCAUUGAAAGUUUUGCACAAUUUCGACAAAAGGGAAAAGUAGAUGUAGCUGUUCGGAGGUGUGUAAUCUUUUUUAAUCCAUACUGAAUAUGAUUUUUUACGGAGUCCACAAGGCUUCAUUUCUCAACCGACGUUGGAACCACCAACUCCUCAGGUUAUGCUUAAAAUGAACAAUUUUCUGUACUUACAAAGAAGGUUGUACCAGCAGUUGUGGUCAACAGCUCAGCUGUUUGCACCUACUGCAGUGGACAAUUCUGCGGUAAAGUACCAGGUCUGGUGUGUGCCAAUGUUGAUAAACCACUCGAUGAUGAUCCACCAUCAGAUGACGAUUUUGACCUUCCUGAUCAGUUGACGGAGACAUAUUACCUCGGUAAGCUUUCUCCUAAAGGAGUGCUGUAAAUUCGAAGGUCCAGUCUAGUUCAUUUAUCGUUAACUAUGUUUAUUUCACUAACUAACCCUACUUCAUAUUGCAAACCUUUGAGAAGCUGAAUCUUCGAAACAUUUGACGUACCAAGACCAGAUUAGUCUCAUUUAAUUACAAAUUUUGUCUACUUUAAAUUGUGCAUAGUUACUUUUGCUGUACCAUGGGUCCUUUGUUGAACAAAAUUGCAAAUGCUGAAAUUUUCUAUGGUUUUUCGUGUAUUUAAUAAUGACCCCAUUGGCUUUCGAGGUGGAAAACUUAGAUGUCUUAGAUGCCGCAUCACUAUUGCAUAUACAACAAUAUGAAACACCAAUUAGAACUACCUCAUUUGAUGCAAGGCUGAAUGUACGAUUUCAAUGGAUCAUAUGAAAACAAGCUUCGACACCUGAAUGUUUUUUGAUUUAUUGAGGUAAUAGAUUAAUAAAACAACACUCUUAUACCAAGGAUUUUUAUAUAGGAUUUCCAUGAUCAUACUAAGAAAUAGUACCUCGAUUUUUUUGCGCCACCUAUUAAAUACUAUCAUAACUACACUGAUGAUGCCUACAAAUUUAUUUUUUCAAAAUGUGUAUUGAUGUGAUAUCAUGAUUUUAAAAUAAAGAAAUAGGUCUAAGAUAUUUACUUCAGUUACCUACAAUGAUAUUUUAAAUCAAUAAGUCUUAAUACCUAAAUAUCGUCUUUAUAUUUAUUAUCGUUACAUAGAACUCAUAAAAAAGAGCUUUACCUCUUACCUACAUUCUUCCUUUGGAAAGGACAUAAGAAAUUAAAAAAUAUUGCGGAGAAUUUUUCAAUGGUAACCCUAAUGUGUUCCUUGUAACUCGUUAUACAGCUGUCAAAGUUCACAGACAAAAAUAAAAAUGUCAACGUCAAUCUGUCAUUAUUUAAAAAUGGCGGCGGCCAGUGUACCGUCCGGCCUGCGCCCGCGCAAAGCCUUAGCAGACAUAGAGAUAGAGGACGUCCUAAAUGACUCGGAAUUUGAUUACUCGGGAGAUGAUUCAGACGACGACCCUAUGUUUCUUCCAUUAGAAAUUGAAAAACAUGCCAGUAUCGAGUCUGAGUCAAGCAGCAGUUCGGAUGAAGAAGAAAAUGUACCCGAUCCUCCUGUUACACCACCUUUAUCAUAUUCUGAUGUAUCAGAGUUAGCAACUACAAGUUCUUCUUCAAGGGGACGAGCCAGAUCUUCAUCAAAAGCACGCAGCCGCGGGAGAGGUAGAAACAGAGGAAGAGGCCGAGGACGAGGUAGGACAAUGCGCAAGCGCAAUCACCGCCUUCCCUUCAGACAAGGGCUUCUGCUUCCAGUGUUCAGGAUAAUUGGUCGAAAGAAUAUUUUCAACCUGAAAUAAGACGACUGACACAACCGGCAUAUAAGCCGAUAGAUUAUUCAGAAUAUGAAUGGUACCAAUUUUACGAACAAUACAUUGACGCCGAUAUUCUGUUUCAAAUAAUUGAUGCUACUAAUAGAACUCACAUUUUGAACACUGGAAGGUCACUUGGACUUAGUCUAAGAGAGUUACGAGUAAACGUGUUUAUUGGAAUAACUCAAGUCAUGUCAGCUCUCCAGUAUCCAGAAAUUGAUAUGUAUUGGUCAGAAAAAUGGAGAGUUCCCAUAAUAGCUCAAGCCAUGACUCGCAACCGAUUUUUUUUUCAUUAGAAAACGCCUCAAAUGAUGAUUUAGCGGUGGUAAACGCUUGGAUGCAGUACAGGUCAGUGCAAAUGCAGAAAGGUAUUCGAAAAAAACAAAUACUGCAACUAAGAGCGUAUAAGUUAGACUUGGGCGUCAAAUUAAUUACGGACAAUGAAGAGAGCGAUGAGGAAGACCGCUUUUCUGACUACGAAGAACUGGAGCCAAAGCAUAAAAAGCGUAGGAUAUUAAUUAAGCCAGUUCCUACCCAAGAAAGUCGAUUGAAAAAAGCUGCUCAUCUGCCAAGAUAUAACACAGAAAACCAGCAUCGUUGCCGCAAGCCCGGCUGUGAGAAAAAGACAACGGUAUUUUGUCAGAAAUGCGAGAUAUUUUUAUGUUUCAUGCCAAACAGAAACUGCUUUUCUGAUUUUCAUGAAGCUGAUAAUUAGACUAAAAAUGAAACUGCUGAUCUCGUUGUUGAUUAUUAAUAGUAUUGACUUUUCUAGUAUUUUUUUUAGGUCUAGUAUGAUGACUGAGAGUACAA
Leguminivora glycinivorella is the source of this 3809-nucleotide messenger RNA. RefSeq lists its product as uncharacterized. The transcript is spliced from 2 exons. Lineage: Eukaryota; Metazoa; Arthropoda; Insecta; Lepidoptera; Tortricidae. Bases 2502 to 2987 code for a protein of 161 amino acids. The record is from RefSeq and is a predicted model, not a curated record.